ACACAGAGAACAGCCAAAAUUAACACUCUGUCAUAGGCUUAAGCUUUUGUGUUAUUCUUUUUUUUUCUCUCUCUCUGUGUAAUGUGUUGUUUUGUAUGUAUCUUUGUACUUGCAACUUUACAGCUCAAAGUUCCAUUUUCCUAUCUUCCUUUCUUUCUCUCUCUUUCUGGCCUUUAUUUGUUUUGAGUGUAGCUGGGAAUUGAAUGUUGGUUACUCACUUGCAGAUCGAAUCUAGCAUUUUCAGGGAGCAUUUCUCAUUUCCUAUUGCUGGUUUCUGGGUGUUACAUCUUGUUUACUGUAUGUCCGAGGGAACCGCAGCGCAGCCUAGUCUGCCAGAUGUUUUUCAGUAGCCUUAUUAUGCUCGAUCAACGCCGAGAUGGGCAGCUUCUCUUUGAAAACUCCGGAUCUGUUGUUUUUAAGCGUGCUGUUGCUUUGCAUUUUCUCAAGAUUUGCGCUAGCACUCAAUCCUGAUGGUCAAGCACUUGUCAAUUUUAGGAUCUCAAUAACUGGUUCUGAUGGCGUUCUUGAGAAGUGGAGACCAGAAGAUUCUGACCCAUGUGGCUGGAAAGGAGUACAAUGUGACCCAAAAUCAAAGAGAGUUACAUCUUUAAGCCUUCCUAAUCACAAACUGAGUGGAUAUUUGUCACCCGAUAUUGGGAAGCUAGACCAGUUGCAGUUUCUAGCUCUUCAUGACAAUAAUUUCUAUGGGACAAUACCUCCUACAUUGGGAAAUUGUACAAAGCUGAAAUCUUUGUUUCUACAGGGUAAUUAUUUAAGCGGGUGGAUUCCUGCUGAUUUGGGAAACCUUCCUGAGCUUGAGCAUCUAGAUCUUUCAAGCAACACUCUCAGUGGAGGUGUUCCACCAUCCCUUGGCAAGCUGAAUAGUCUUGGCAGUUUCAAUGUGUCAACAAAUUUCUUGGUUGGUGAAAUACCUUCAGAUGGAAACCUUGCCAAAUUUGGAAAUGAUUCCUUUCUUGGAAAUCGUAACUUGUGUGGCAAGCAAGUCAGUCGGGACUGUAACACUGGAGGUUCUUCAGUUGCUGGCUCCCCGGUUUCAGCCCAAAACCAAAGUAAGAAUGGUCGACUGCUUAUUAGUGCAUCUGCCACUGUGGGUGCGCUGCUUUUGGUGGCACUUAUGUGUUUCUGGGGCUGUUUCCUCUACAAGAGACUGGGGAAAAAUGAUGGCACAAGUCAUGCAAUCGAUGGCACAGGUGCAUCGAUUGUGAUGUUUCAUGGGGAUUUACCUUACACUUCAAAGGACAUCAUCAAAAAACUGGAGGCUCUGAAUGAAGAACACAUUAUUGGUGCGGGGGGAUUUGGAACUGUAUACAAACUUGCAAUGGACGAUGGCAAUGUAUUUGCCUUGAAGAGAAUUAUCAAGAUGAAUGAAGGCUUUGACAGAUUCUUUGAAAGGGAGCUUGAAAUUCUUGGGAGCAUAAAGCACCGGUAUCUGGUAAAUCUGCGAGGAUACUGCAACUCUCCAACAUCAAAGUUGCUGAUAUAUGACUUCUUAUCUGGAGGUAGUCUGGAUGAAGCUCUGCAUGAGAGAUCUGAGCAGUUAGAUUGGGGUGCACGGCUGACUGUAAUCAUGGGAGCUGCGAAAGGGCUGGCGUAUCUACAUCAUGAUUGUUCCCCUCGAGUAAUACAUCGUGACAUAAAGUCUAGCAACAUUUUGCUUGACGGAAACUUUGAGGCUCGGGUAUCUGAUUUUGGACUGGCCAAAUUACUCGGGGAUGAGGAGUCUCACAUCACAACAAUUGUAGCUGGCACGUUUGGAUAUUUAGCUCCAGAAUACAUGCAGAGUGGUAGGGCUACUGAAAAGACUGAUGUUUAUAGCUUUGGAGUUCUGGUUCUUGAAGUUAUAAGUGGAAAGCGCCCGACUGAUGCAUCAUAUAUCGAGAAGGGUUUCAAUAUUGUUGGAUGGCUGAAUUAUUUAGCAUCUGAGAAUAGACGAAUGGAGAUAGUUGAUCCGCUCUGUGAACGAGUGCAGACUGAAAGCCUUGAUUCCCUGCUUUCAGUUGCCACUCUGUGUGUAUCUUCAAACCCCGACGACAGGCCCACAAUGCACAGGGUUGUUCAGAUUCUUGAAUCUGAAGUCAUGACGCCAUGUCCCAGUGACUUCUACGAUUCAAACUCAGAUUGAAAGCUCUAGCUGGAUGUGAAGAAUAUUGAUGACUUGGGUCUGCAUCUGCAACUUCAUGCAGUAAAUUGGGUUUAAAGUCUGCAAAGAUUCUUUGUAGUAUAUUUAUGCUAUUCUUUCUGCAGAUAAGUGACAAAAGAUCAUUUCAACUACCAUCAUUCCUCAAAUUCGGAGUUACCAGCUAUUUAUCACGAGGUUCAGCGAGCUUAAUCCUGUUUUUGAUUCCUCAUCUUUCUCCGGUGCAUUGAGCUUUUCGUUUCACUAGGGGAACAGAAUCUGUAGGCUUUCUUGCUAUAAUUGUAUAUGGAAAACGAUUGAAUUAAUUUUGACAUCUACCUUUUGCUUAAGUUAAUAUCCUUUUGUAUAUUUCUAUUUUGAUCUGUUUUGUAGUAGUACAAAUUCCCUUCCACUUAUGAUGUCAUGAAAUGGAAGUAUAUUCAGUUGAUUUUUA
Capsicum annuum is the source of this 2591-nucleotide messenger RNA. RefSeq names its product LRR receptor-like serine/threonine-protein kinase FEI 2. Lineage: Eukaryota; Viridiplantae; Streptophyta; Magnoliopsida; Solanales; Solanaceae. Gene Ontology annotation, molecular function: protein kinase activity; receptor serine/threonine kinase binding; ATP binding. Bases 377 to 2143 code for a protein of 588 amino acids. Gene Ontology annotation, biological process: protein phosphorylation. The record is from RefSeq and is a predicted model, not a curated record. The transcript is spliced from 14 exons.